Messenger RNA from Choloepus didactylus (southern two-toed sloth), 465 nucleotides. RefSeq names its product NHP2-like protein 1. Gene Ontology annotation, biological process: mRNA splicing, via spliceosome; maturation of SSU-rRNA. Gene Ontology annotation, molecular function: RNA binding. Gene Ontology annotation, cellular component: box C/D methylation guide snoRNP complex; small-subunit processome; precatalytic spliceosome. The transcript has a single exon. The coding region runs from base 1 to 465 and encodes 154 amino acids. NCBI's taxonomy places the organism in Eukaryota, Metazoa, Chordata, Mammalia, Pilosa, Megalonychidae. The record is from RefSeq and is a predicted model, not a curated record.
AUGACUGGGGCUGACAUCAGUCCAAAAGCCUAUCCCCUCACAGAUGCCCACCUCACCAAGAAACUACUGGACCUUGUUUCACAGUUGUGUAACUACAAGCAGCUUUGUAAAGGAGCCAACGAGGUCACCAAAACCCUUAACAGAGACAUCUCUGAGUUCAUCGUGAUGGCUGCAGACACUGAGCCCCUGGAGAUCAUCCUACACCUUCUGCUACUGUGUGAAGACAAAAAUGUACCCUAUGUGUUUGUGCACUCCAAUCAAGCCUUGAGGCGGGCCUGUGGGGUCUCCAGGCCUGUCAUCGCCUGCUCUGUCACCAUAAAAGCAGCAGCAGAUCUAGUCUUUCAGCAGUCCAUUGAGAGACUCUUAGUUAAACCUGUGGCUUCUGCCAUGUUCUCCCAGCUGACUGCUCUCCCUGGAGUAGUGUCUGUGUUGGCAUGUAGUGUUUUCAGCUUUUUAUUGUUAUAA